This is a messenger RNA of Tympanuchus pallidicinctus (lesser prairie-chicken), 3163 nucleotides long. Its product is annotated as lysophosphatidylserine lipase ABHD12. Gene Ontology annotation, biological process: phosphatidylserine catabolic process; monoacylglycerol catabolic process. The record is from RefSeq and is a predicted model, not a curated record. Bases 124 to 1266 code for a protein of 380 amino acids. NCBI's taxonomy places the organism in Eukaryota, Metazoa, Chordata, Aves, Galliformes, Phasianidae. The transcript is spliced from 13 exons. Gene Ontology annotation, cellular component: endoplasmic reticulum membrane. Gene Ontology annotation, molecular function: phosphatidylcholine lysophospholipase A1 activity; monoacylglycerol lipase activity.
AUUGGCGGGGGCGGGGCCGGGGCCAGCGCGAGCGCGGUGCUGGGCGAGCGGCGGCCGUGCGCGGAGCCGCUGCUGUCGUCCCCGACGUCCCGGUCCGCCGCCGCCGCUGCUCCCCCGCCCGCCAUGAGGAAGCGCAACGAGUCGGUCACGGUGGAGCAUGAGCGCGCCGCCGCGCCCGCGCCUCUCGACAAGGGCUGCAGCCUGAGGCACAGCCUGCGCCUGCCCGCCGCCGACACGGGCAUGAAGCGACCGCUCGGCAGGCGGCAUGGGUUCUGGUUCCGAUUGCGGAGGCUGAUCAUCUGGCUGCUGGGAGUGUACAUAGCCAUUCCAUUCCUAGUAAAACUUUGCCCUGCUAUUCAGGCGAAGCUGGUCUUCCUAAACUUUGUGAGGGUCCCAUAUUUCAUUGACUUGAAAAGACCACAAGAUCAGGGUUUAAACCACACCUGUAAUUAUUACCUUCAGCCAGAGGAGGAUGUGACCAUUGGAGUCUGGCAUACGGUCCCUGCAGCCUUAUGGAAGAAUGCCAGAGGGAAGGACCAGCUGUGGUUUGAAGAUGCUUUGGGUUCCAGCCAUCCUGUGAUCCUUUACUUGCACGGCAAUGCGGGAACAAGAGGAGGGGAUCACCGUGUGGAGCUUUACAAGGUCCUCAGCUCCCUUGGGUACCACGUGGUCACAUUUGAUUAUCGAGGCUGGGGUGAUUCAGUAGGCAGCCCGUCGGAGAGGGGAAUGACCUACGAUGCCCUUCAUGUCUUUGACUGGAUAAAAGCAAGAAGUGGAGACAACCCUGUCUAUAUAUGGGGGCACUCCUUGGGCACAGGGGUCGCAACAAACCUAGUGAGGCGCCUUUGUGAGAGAGAAACGCCCCCUGAAGCCCUGAUCCUGGAAUCUCCAUUCACCAACAUACGGGAGGAGGCACGAAGUCAUCCCUUUUCUGUGAUAUACAGAUACUUCCCAGGGUUUGACUGGUUCUUCCUUGACCCCAUCACGACAAGUGGAAUUAAAUUUGCAAAUGAUGAGAAUGUGAAGUACAUUUCCUGCUCCCUGCUCAUCCUUCAUGCUGAGGAUGACCCGGUGGUACCGUUUCAUCUGGGAAAGAAGCUUUACAACAUUGCUGCGACGUCGCGGAGUUUCCGAGACUACAAGGUGCAGUUUGUCCCGUUCCACACAGACCUCGGCUACCGGCACAAGUACAUCUACAGGAGCCCAGAGCUGCCUCGAAUACUGCGGGAAUUCCUGGGAAUACCUGAACAAGAGCAUCAUCACUGAAGAAUGGCUGCUUGGCAGCGCAGAGGUUUCCUUUCUUUUCUUCCUCUCUCCUCAUUUUCCUCCCCUCUCCCUGUGGGCCAGUCUGCCAUCCUUCCAUCCCUGGCAAUAGAGGAGAUCAGGAGUUCCCACUCUGGUCCUGAUGCGUACCCUUGGCAGCUCCAGCUCCUGACAUCAGCGCCUGUGAUGGUAGGAGGAGGAUGGGCUUGGCUUCUUCUUUUGACGUGGACGGAGGGGCGACGACGACCCAGGAGCUGGUACCAAACAGUGAACAAGUAAGCACAACAGAGCCUGGCCAGUCCAGAGUGGUACUGCUGAGGACAGACAGACCUUGGAUGUGUGUCAUGACCAAGGGUGUUUCUUUCACUUUCAAACACUGCUGCUGGUUUUCGGAUCAUGUAGAGACUUUUUCUGUUGGCAAAUGGCUUUUGCAGUGUCUCCAUACCACAGCUGUCUUGCUUGAGUUUGAGGUGUUUUCUUUCUAGGAAAUACAUGUUUUGCCUUCCCUUCUUGCUAAGUAGCUGUAAUUACAAAUCCACUAAAGAUCCAGGUGGUGAGAGGUAUUUUUGUUCAGCUCUUGAGUCACAGUGUGUUGCAAGUGUUGGGCUAAUUGCACACAUUUUGGAAAUAAAGUGAAAGCUUUUUUUUUUUCCUCUUUUUAAACAUCUCUUUAAUGGAAAUGAUGAAUGCCCUUUUAUCUUCUCUGUAUGCUUUUUUUUUUUCCCUGAACCUUUCUGCUCCCAUCUCUAUUAUCCUCAGUGGAGCUCCUCCCCUUUUUCACAUGCACUUUUUAAUAGGAUUGAAGUGGUUGCUGUAGAUAAAUUACAAGCUUUGGGCAUUAAACUGGAAAGCAUGAGGUUAUUUUGCCUGACUUUCCUCUUCCAGGAGCAUGGGCCCAGGGUGUGGGAGUGGAUGUGUUCCGUGUUCCUCGUACAUACCUGGACAGCUGUGUGCUUUCUUGGGGGGGAAGGGCUUUUUUAUUUUCUCUUAUUUACUUUUUAAUUCCUUAGAUCAAGUUUUGCAGGAUCUGUGGCUAUGCUGUUCCCCUGUAGUUAAGAGCAGGCAGUGAUACAUAGCUCUCCAUGCAAAAACAAGGCUGGGUUCCUUCCCAUCUCUCCCUCCACCUCCCUUCUACAUCCUGGGCACCACACGCCAUUCCAGCAGCUGCUUUCUCAGCUCACCUCAGUGCUGUGGGUGGAAAGAGAAGUGGAAAUGAGCCCUCUUCCAUGGAGGUACAUCCUGGGGAUGUCCUAUCACUGCUUCGGGCUACAGCAGGCCUCUUUUAUGCUGCUGUUGAGCUCUGCAGGGAGAGGAGAGAGGGUCUUCUGCAGUCUUGGCAGUGUCCUGCUGGCUCCCUGUCAGGCUACAGCCAAUUCCAGGUGCUGUAGGUUAGACACUAGUGCUCAGAAGCAGAUGGUGCUGCCAGAAAGGGUCCAUUCAGGGGUGUACAGCAUAGUAGAAACUGCUCGGCAUGCAUCCAGGUUAGACCUGCAGGCUCAUACUACUUGCACAGCAGACAGUAGCUUGUUCUUGUACUGAGAUUCUUCUGCACUAACGUGGUUAUUCCUGAAGUUUCUGACCCAUGAUACUCAUAAGCUAACUGUGCCACUUAAAUUAUGUUUAAUGCACUUGUAUUUAUUGCACUGACAAGAAGAGAAACACUUACUUGGCUCUGUAGAGAGGCACCUGUACAUUCCAGCUAAUGCUGCUGCUGGCAGUGGGCUUGGGCUGCCUCCUGCCCUGGGGCAGCACAGGAACUGUGGAUGUUGGUGAUCCCAGCACCUCCAUUCUUUUUCAGAGGCCAGUGAUAAGCUUGGAAAUUAGAACUGAAAUGUUUAUCUCAAAGUGGUGUAGUUUUAAUAAAGGCAUUGAUUGCUGAUCGUUUCAGCAGCCUGUUUCA